Molecule: messenger RNA, 2272 nt
Organism: Cannabis sativa
Lineage: Eukaryota; Viridiplantae; Streptophyta; Magnoliopsida; Rosales; Cannabaceae
Product: terpene synthase 10
Exons: 8
Coding region: 229-2100 (623 amino acids)
Biological process (GO): diterpenoid biosynthetic process
Molecular function (GO): terpene synthase activity; magnesium ion binding
Source: RefSeq, a predicted model, not a curated record
UUUUUACUUAUUUAAAAUGUGAGUAUAUAUGAAAAGCACCCUCGAUUAAUUCGAUGACACACAUGCAUACAUAAAUUAAACCAUUGUUUUUAUUCAUUCUUCUUUUUGCAGCCAUAAAAAUCUUAUCUUGUUGAUUAAACAUGGUCUACAUAACAUGUGAUCCUAUAUAUAUACUCUUAAAGAGAUAAUAAGUUCCAUACAUAUAUAUAUAUAUAUAUAUAUUUUAUAAUGGCUGCAUUAGUGUCCAUUGUAAGUAAUAUUAUUAGCUUUAAUAAUAAUAAUAAUACUUUCAUUAGAUCAAACCAUAAUACUAAUAUUAUUUAUAGUAAUAAAACCCUAUUAAUGUCUACAAAUAAUAGUAAUAUUAUUUCUCGAAGAUCAGCAAACUAUCAACCCCCACUUUGGCAAUUUGAUUAUGUACAAUCACUUUCUUCUCCUUUCAAGGAUGAAGCAUAUGUCAAAAGAGUUGAGAAACUAAAGGAAGAAGUAAGAGUGAUGGUGAAGAGAGCAAGAGAGGAGGAGAAGCCUUUAUCUCAACUUGAGCUUAUUGAUGUAUUGCAAAGACUUGGAAUUUCUUACCACUUUGAGAAUGAAAUUAAUGACAUAUUGAAAGAUAUAUAUAACAACAAUAAUGUGUGCAACACCAACAAUAAUGUGUAUGCCAAUUCUCUUGAAUUUAGACUCCUACGACAACAUGGUUAUCCGGUGUCUCAAGAAAUUUUUAGUACGUGCAAAGAUGAAAGAGGCAAUUUUAUGGUGUCUUCCAAUGAUGUCAAAGGAAUGUUAUCUUUAUAUGAAGCUUCAUUCUAUUUGGUAGAAAAUGAAGAUGGCAUUUUGGAAGAGACAAGACAAACAACAAAGAAAUAUCUUGAGGAAUACAUAAUCAUGAUCAUGGAAAAACAACAAUCAUUAUUAGAUCAAAAUAAUAAUAAUAAUGAUUAUGAUUAUGAUUAUGAACUAGUGAGCCAUGCAUUGGAGCUUCCACUUCAUUGGAGAAUGUUAAGAUUGGAGAGUAGGUGGUUUAUUGAUGUGUAUGAGAAGAGACUAGACAUGAACCCUACUCUACUUACCUUAGCUAAACUAGAUUUCAACAUUGUCCAAUCAAUAUACCAAGAUGAUCUUAAACAUGUCUUCAGCUGGUGGGAAAGCACUGGUAUGGGAAAGAAGUUGGAAUUUGCAAGAGAUAGAACAAUGGUGAAUUUCUUAUGGACAGUAGGAGUUGCAUUUGAGCCACAUUACAAAAAUUUUAGAAGAAUGAUUACAAAAGUAAAUGCUUUAAUUACAGUAAUAGAUGACAUAUAUGAUGUUUAUGGUACACUAGAUGAAUUGGAGCUCUUCACUAAUGCAGUUGAGAGAUGGGAUAUUAGUGCUAUGGAUGGGCUCCCUGAGUAUAUGAAGACAUGUUUUCUUGCUUUAUACAAUUUCAUAAAUGAUCUUCCAUUUGAUGUGUUAAAAGGAGAAGAAGGCCUCCAUAUAAUAAAAUUCCUUCAGAAAUCGUGGGCAGAUCUUUGCAAAUCUUAUUUAAGAGAAGCAAGAUGGUAUUAUAAUGGAUACACACCAAGCUUUGAAGAGUACAUUGAGAAUGCAUGGAUAUCAAUAUCAGGACCUGUUAUACUAUCACAUUUAUACUUUUUUGUAGUGAAUCCAAUCAAGGAAGAUACCUUAUUAAGUACUUGCUUUGAUGGAUACCCUACCAUAAUACGACAUUCAUCCAUGAUUUUACGACUUAAAGAUGAUAUGGGAACUUCAACGGAUGAAUUGAAAAGAGGCGAUGUUCCCAAAUCAAUCCAAUGCAAAAUGUAUGAAGACGGUAUAUCUGAAGAGGAAGCUCGUCAACGUAUUAAGUUAUUAAUAAGUGAAACAUGGAAGCUUAUUAAUAAAGAUUACAUAAAUUUGGAUGAUGAUGAUGAUGGUGAUGACUACUCUCCAAUGUUCUAUAAGUCUAAUAAUAUUAAUAAGGCUUUCAUUGAAAUGUGUUUAAAUCUUGGUAGAAUGUCACAUUGCAUUUAUCAAUAUGGAGAUGGACAUGGAAUUCAAGAUCGCCAUACAAAAGAUCAUGUACUAUCAUUACUUAUUCACCCUAUUCCUCUUACCCAAUAAGAACAACUUCAAAUCAACCUUAUUGUUGGUUCUAUAAAUGUUUUAUUGUCUUUGGUGAUAGAUUUACUCAUCAAAAUUUGAAAUAUUAUAUGUGUAUUUUACAUUGUGAUUUUCAAUAAAAUAAAUAUCCAUGUGAUAUAUGUAUUUUUAUAUUUAAUACGGUUGAGACGAA